Molecule: messenger RNA, 1530 nt
Organism: Aspergillus mulundensis
Lineage: Eukaryota; Fungi; Ascomycota; Eurotiomycetes; Eurotiales; Aspergillaceae
Product: putative MFS transporter
Exons: 6
Coding region: 1-1530 (509 amino acids)
Biological process (GO): transmembrane transport
Cellular component (GO): membrane
Molecular function (GO): transmembrane transporter activity
Source: RefSeq, a predicted model, not a curated record
AUGGCGUCGUUGCUUUCUUCCAUGCAGGGCGGAGCGCCGUCGGCCCCUCGCCCUGUCGACGAGAAAGCGAUCGCGAUCGAUGCGCUGGGUGAAGAAGCGAGGCCUAUCGACCCUGAAGUUGAACGGCGAGUUCUGAGGAAGAUCGAUAUGUUCUUGAUGCCUGCUAUGGUCAUUGGGUAUGGAUUGGUCUACUACGACAAGGCAAUCCUCGGCAGCGCCGCCCUCUUCGGCAUGACAACCGACCUCCAGCUCUCCGUCACCGACACCUCAGUGACCCCGCCCGCAACCGACACCUCCCGACUAAGCUGGGCAACCUCGAUCUUCUACUUCGGGCAGCUGGCGGGCUCGUAUCCGAUGACAUACACGCUGCAGUGCUUCCAGACCAAGUACGUGCUCGGCCCGGUCGUGAUGCUGUGGGCGAUUAUCUGUGCCGCGACGGCGGGCGUCACGACGUGGCAGGGGCUUUUCGUGCAGCGGUUUUUCCUGGGCUUCACCGAGUCCAUUAUCCCAACGGGCUUCAUGGUAAUAGUGAGCGGGUACUACACGCAGCGCGAGCAGUCGUCCCGGCAGAGCUGGUGGUUUUCCGGGACCGGCUGGUUCAUCAUCAUCGGGGGUGCGUUUAACUACGGUUUUGCGCAGAUUGACGGUGGCGCAUUGAAGCCGUGGCAGUAUAUCUAUGUCUUUGCGGGGGUGCUUACGUUCCUCUUUGGGAUCUGGUGCUUUUUCCUCCCGAAUGAUCCGCUGAAUGCGUGGUUUCUCACGCCGGAUGAACGGCUCGUUGCGGUGGAGAGGUUGCGGGCUAGUCAGACUGGUGUGAAGAACAAUCAACUGAAGCCAGCGCAGUUGAAGGAGGCUGUACUAGAUGUCAAGAUCUGGCUUGUUGCGUUGACUAUGGCCGCUGCAUACACCGUCAACGGCGCCGUCUCAGGCUUCGGCCCCCUCAUCGUCUCAACAUUCGGCUACUCCAGCCUCGAAAGCAUCCUCUUCCAGUUCCCCCUCGGCGGGCUAUCGGCAUUCGGAAUCAUAGGCACAGGCUACAUCUGCUCUAAAUACCGCAACAUCCGCGUAGUAUCUCUAAUCCUCUGCUGCCUGCCCGUGAUCGCCGGGUUCGUCAUGAUCUGGAAGUCCAGCUGGGGCCAUAAGCCCGUGACACCCGUGGCCGGGUACUCAUUGAUCGGGUUCUUCGGGCCCGUCGUCGGUCUAACGAUCUCGCUAGGCGCGAGCAAUGUCGCCGGCGAGACGAAGAAGAGUUUCAUGGCGGCUGCGGUGUUUGUUGCGUACUGCGUGGGCAAUAUCGUCGGUCCGCAGUUGAUUCAUUCUCAGCAGAAGGGAGCGCAUUAUCCGGAUUUGUGGACGGGGUUGAUUAUUUGUUACUGCAUUACCAUCCUCUCUGCGUCUGUCCUGGGUGUGCUUUGUUGGCGCGAGAACAAGCGCCGGGGUGCAAUGGGUUUGGAUGAGUGCGAGGCUGAGCGUCUGGCGUUCAAGGAUCUGACGGAUCAGGAGAACCUGCAUUUCAGAUAUGUGUACUAA